AUGCUCAAAUGCAUAAACUAUCAUAAACGGACAUUCCAUACCACUUAUUUCCAACUAGCAAAGGGAAAUGUGUCUUGGAAUAUGGCAUUGGAUCCCGCUAUACCCAAAGACAGAUCGGUAAAAGCAUUUAAAACAUCAUUGCAGCAUACGAUAGCAAACAAUGCAUGGCCAUCUGACUCCUCACGAGAGAGAAGAGUACUUUUGGAGUUAAUAGCUAAGUUUUCGAUUCCUCAUGAUACACUAAAGAAGCAAAUAAAAAGGCUACAGCUAUUAAUUUUGCAGAAGCGUAUAAGUGACGAUGACAUACACAACGCAAUUACUAAGGUUAAUUCCAAUCAAAUCAUUAAUGUAGUGACACCAAAACCGAUCAAUUUGCAGAAGGAAUUGAAGAACCUUGAGAAAACGGCAACCUUUCACGAACCACGCCAGCGGCCAAAACUACAGAGGCCAUUACAUCCAACGCCAUCACAGCACGAAGUAGGGGUCAAAUCUUCAAAUAACAAUGUGGCUCACCCUAAAAAGGACACUGAAACUGAAACAAUUACGGACAAAGACAUUGAAGCUUUGAAGAAAUUCCUUGAGAGAGCAGAAACUCAAGAGAAACAAAUUAAGAAGUUCGUUCUUGAACAACAGAGAAAAUAUAAAUGGUCUUCCAACCAAGGGCCAGCUUCACGUAUAUCAUCAGGAUCGUUGCUAUUUCAGGAACAUUUACCUUCUGUUCGAUUGAGGAAGAAUUCUUCAGUUGGCUCAUACCUUUCGAAAUGUGAAAGAUAUAUACACCCGUUUGCGCCGACCGAAGUUAGAGAAAUACUUCUCUAUGAUGUUACUAAAUCGAAAGAAAAGAUCGAACCACCAGAAUCCACUAUUCUUGUGCAUGUACAAAAGAAGGACCUUUUCGCAGUUGUAAAUGGCGGUAGAAUAGCACCUGAUCAGUUGUUGGCCGUAAUAAAUCAAUACGAGAACGGAGGGUGGAAGUUGAUAGGCGAUGUGAACAGAGAUACUUACAAGAUUGUCUUCCAGAAGAAUUACAUGAGACCAGCACUCAUAGAGACCAAAGGAAAAAUAGCUAUCACUUUAUUUGGUAUUACCCUAGGAUACAUAGCCGUUGUCCAACCACUAAUCGACUAUAUUAAUUAUUUCAAUCGAUAA
Kluyveromyces lactis is the source of this 1149-nucleotide messenger RNA. RefSeq names its product Mrx4p (gene MRX4). The record is from RefSeq and is a predicted model, not a curated record. The transcript has a single exon. The coding region runs from base 1 to 1149 and encodes 382 amino acids. NCBI's taxonomy places the organism in Eukaryota, Fungi, Ascomycota, Saccharomycetes, Saccharomycetales, Saccharomycetaceae.